CGGUUCAGUUCUCAGUUUUAGUUUAUUUUCCCUCAGCUGACGACGGCGUUGGGAGGGCGCGAUUACAAUAUUCCGCCAAAUGGGAAUUGAUUUCGAAUACGGCCAUUGAAUUCCCAUUACUCCCACGGAGAGUAUCGCGAGACGGGCCUACCCAGAUCUAUAGAGCCAGGUGAACCAAGGAGUGGCACUCACAGUACUUACGAUCUGAUUCCCGUUCUGGGCCACCUUGAACUUGGAUGGUGCGACAAUUUGUGCAUUUUGUGUGUGUGUUUCAAUUAGAUGCAGGCCAGGCAGUCAGUCAGUCAGUCAGUCAAUGCGCUGUAACGCGUGUGACAGAGAGUGUAAAAAUAAAAUAAAACACCCGAGGCGGAGGCUGACACUGAGGCAAAGGUAAAGGCAUCAGGCAUCAGGCAUCAGGCAUUAGCAUCAGUAGAAAACCAAAAUAAAAACUAAAAAUAAUCGUCUGCCAAUUUGCGCACUAGCCAAGGAGAGGGCACAAGCAACAAUAGAGGAUACAGAGUUGCAGCAAUGGACACCACGGAGAAGAAGGUGUACCAGGACACCACCCGACCCCUGCCCAAGGCCGCCUCGGCUCGGUACUACAACAGGAAUGACAAGAGCGAUUUGGGUGAGGAUUUUGUGGCCCCCGAUGGCGGCUGGGCGUGGCUGGUGUGCGUGGCCGCUGGCGUUUCGAAUCUGUCCAUCUAUCCGUGCCUGCAGCAGUUUGGCUUCCUGUUCAGAGAGCGACUGGGCGACCUGGGCAUGUCCAGCUCCCAGAUCACGGCCAUCAUCAACACGAAUCCGGCGGUGUCCGCCUGCACGGGUCUGCUGAACGGUCCAAUGUUUCGCCGCUUCACCUUUCGCCAGGUGGCCAUGGCCGGCUCCCUGCUCAUCUCUGGCGGCAUUGUGCUGACGGCCUUCUGUGAGACAUUCGUGGGCUAUAUGGUGGCCUAUGCCCUGCUCUUUGGCUUUGGCAUGGGCAUCAGUGUUUCGGCCUCGUCGCUGGCAAUCAACACGUACUUCCAGCAGAAGCGACGCAAGGCCGCCGGCUUCUCGUGGACCAUCACGGGUCUGGGUCCGAUCUUCCUGCCCUAUCUGGUCACCUACCUGCUGACCGUCUACGGGGUGCGGGGCACUGUGCUGCUGUUUGCCGCCAUUUCGCUGCACUCGUUUGUCAGUGCCAUGAUCUACCAGCCGGUGCGGUACCAUGUGAAGGGCGGAGCCGUGGAGCCGGAACUGCUGGUGGAACAGCAGCCAGCGGAGGCGCUGUGCGCCCACUGUGCCUGGCAGCAGAAGCGCGAGCCGGGUGGGAUCUUCUCCAGCCAGUAUCUGUGCCAGGACGACGACGCCCAGCGGCCGGGCUACGAGAUCUGUGAGCCGGGCACUCCCAUGCUGUCGCGGGCCAACGAUGGUUGGUUUGGAUCGCGACCCUCGCUCACCUCGGGCCGGCUGCGCUUUCGCACUGUGUCCAGCUCCAAGGAUCUGGAGCAGACGCAGCGACUGCACUGUCCCAUCAGCGAGGAGCAUCUGGAGAGCGAUGAGUUCCUCAGGCCCAAUAACUUUCGCCGAGAGCGCGUCGAGUCCAAUCUGGAGGCGAAGCUCUGCUGCAGAUGCUCCGAGCAUCGGGCCAUCGCCCGGGAGGACAACAACAACAAGGAUCCAGAGGAGCAGCCCAGCCCGGACAUCGGCUUCCUGCAGAAGGUGGUGACCUUCUUCGACCUGGACCUGCUGCGCGACUUCACCUUCGUGAAUCUGGUUGCGGGCCUGACGAUCAUCAACUUUGGGGAGCUCAACUUCUCCAUCCUGACGCCGUUCAUCCUGGCGGACUUUGGCUUCGAGACACCGCAGAUUACGCUGGCCAUGUCGCUGCUGGCCGGCCUGGACAUCACCAUGCGCUUCCUGGUGCCCUUCCUCACCGAGAAGAUCCCGUGGGACAAUCGCGUGUUCUUCCUCAUCGGCGUCGUGGGCAUUGCACUGGGCCGCACGGUGGUGGCCUGCACCCGCUCCUACACGAUUAUCCUCUGCUGCUUCGUCUGGAUUGGGCUCUGCAAGGGCGUGCGCACCAUCUUCUGGCCCCUGAUCAUACCCGGCUACGUGCCGCUGAACCGUCUGCCAGGCGCCUCGGGCCUCCAGCUGCUCAUCUCGGGGCUGUUCACACUCAUCUGCGGGCCAUUUGUCGGUCUUGUGCGGGAUCGCUUCGACUAUUCGGUGACCUUGCACUGUCUCAAUAUGAUGACCUUUGUGGCGGCCGCCUCCUGGACCCUGGAGGCGCUCAUUCGACGCCAUCGACGGAAGCAGCGCCUGGAGGAUAGCUGAUCGACAUCGUCGGUGCUUAAGUUAGUUGCCCUUUUUUUUGCUAUCUCUAAGCUAAUGUUUUGUAAUACAUUAUACAAAGUAUACAGUACAACCGUGGUCUAUA
Molecule: messenger RNA, 2419 nt
Organism: Drosophila subobscura
Lineage: Eukaryota; Metazoa; Arthropoda; Insecta; Diptera; Drosophilidae
Exons: 5
Coding region: 529-2316 (595 amino acids)
Biological process (GO): monocarboxylic acid transport; transmembrane transport
Molecular function (GO): monocarboxylic acid transmembrane transporter activity
Source: RefSeq, a predicted model, not a curated record